GUUCUCAAUCACUCAGUGAAAGGAUUACGAUCGAUUGAAGAAAAAAAAGACAAAAAAAAGUAUCGACCUUUUAAUAUUGUAUCAAUGACCAACCAACGAAUGUAUUUGCACCUGAACUUGCACUUGUUGUUUGGAUUUCUUAUCAAUGUCUUGAAAAAUGAAACAAGAAAAAAAACGUUCGAUUUUUUUUUGAUCUAGAUAUCUGUGAUCAGUCACUGCUGUUGUUGAUGUUUGAUAUAACCUAAAGCAAAUGGAGAAAAUUUAAUGAAAAACAAUAUUUUAUUAUCGGAUACGAGAAAUAUAGACGAAAUUUUUGAUUUGAUUGACCAUUCAAAAUUGACAUUAAAUUUAUUCAUUCAUUUGACGAUGGUCAAUAACAACAUUUUGAACAUGAUGAAAAUUAUGACGUUGAAACGUGAAAAUAUUAACCGUUUGAAUUAACAUCAUCAAGGAAGUAUUAAAUUUAAUUGCAACAGUGAUUAAUGUGAUUAAAUUUCGGGCGUUUUCCAUAUCAAUCAGGUAUCACGUUCAGGAUGCGAUCAUUAUCAUCGACAAUGACGGCGACAAUCAUGAAGAUAACGGUAUCCACAAUCAUGAUAAUCAUCUUAUUAUUCAUUAUAGGAAUUGUUAAAAGUCAUAAAACAUUACCAUCAUCAAUGAUGACAUAUAAUCAACGACGAAUAUCAUCAAUACCAUAUAAUAAUUUUAAUCAGAUGAAUAAUUAUCCAAUUAAACAGAAUUUUAUGCCAAAUUCCAAUCAGGUUAACAACGAUAACAAUAACGACAAUUAUUAUCAUCAAAGCCAAUCGAAUUCGAAUCAAAUUGAUAAUCAAAAUCAUCAUAAUUCUAAUCAGAUAAAUAAUAAUCAACAUAAGCAUCAUUCGAAUUAUGAUCAACAAAGAUGGCGCCCCAUUCCACCAGCACAACAACAGCAACAAGAUUUAUUUGAUCGAAAAUUUUCAAAAAUGCGUUCAAAUCCAUUUGAAAAAUAUCUUAAUAAUAAUAAUCAAAUAACAAUGAAAAGAUGGCCAUCAUCACCAACGUCAUCGAUAACAAAAUCAGCAUUUGCUUGGGCAGAACAACAACGACAACAAUCAUCAUCAUUAUAUGAAAAUGAUAAUAAUAAUCGACAAGUUGUACACCAGCAACAACAUGAUACAAGUUCAACAGCAUCUGAUAAUAAUUAUGUAAUGAAUGGUGAAAAUAAUAACGAUAAUGAUAAUUAUUUAGCCAAUUCAAAUGAAUGUGCUUUAAUAUUGAAACGUUUCGAUACAAAUGAUCAGACACCACCAUCAUCAUAUGGUGGUCUAUCAUUCAAAGCAAUGAUGGAAGCAUUACGUGGAGGUUCCAAAGAGUUUAACGAUGAAGAAGCACAAAAUCAAAUUUGUAUCACUUAUGAUGAUGUAAAUGGUGCUGUGGAAAAAGCAAUGCGAAUACGACGAUAUGUACGGCCGAAUAAUAUUGAUAAUUUGGAACCACCGCCUGAACAGAUUGCUGAAACAGCUGAAGUUAUACAGGAAGCAACGAAAAUAUUGGCAUAUAGAUUCGAAUUAUCAUAUGAUGAGAUAUUGAAUGCAUUACCAUUGAUCGAUAUGUCACGUACAAUAUUUUGGCCACAUUGUCCUGGACAUGUUAAACCAAUUAAUUGUCGUAUGGAACGUUUCCGUUCAUAUACUGGUCAUUGUAAUAAUUUAGAAAAUCCAUCAUGGGGUGCUGCUAAUACAGCUUUCGUACGUUAUCUACCACCUGUUUAUUCUAAUGGUAUCGAUGGUUAUCGUAAAUCAGUAAUGAAAGGACGUAAAUUACCACAUCCACGAUUAGUCACACGUAUGGUACAUGCAGAUUUUGAUCAUCCAUCAACAGAUAUGACUAUUUUGGUAAUGUCUUGGGGACAAUUUCUCGAUCAUGAUCUUGCAUUAGCUAUGCCACCAAGAUUUUUCAUUGAUGGUCAUGAAGUUGAAGUUGAUUGUUGCCGGCUACCACCUGGACAACCACCACAUGAAUUAUGCGAACCAGUACAAAUACCACCAAAGGAUCCUGUAUAUGGACCAAUGGGACGCAAAUGUCAUGAUUUCAAACGAUCCAUUGCUGGUCAUCGUCCAAAUUGUGCAUUAGGACCACGUGUACAUGUCAAUAUUUUAACAUCACCAAUUGAUGCGAAUUUUGUUUAUGGAUCAACACGUGCCGCUGCCGAACGUUUACGAACAUUUCGUGGUGGUCUUAUGCGUACAUGGAAUAUAUUCGAUAAAGAACGUAUGAAACCUUUAUUACCAGCCGAAGACAAGAAUCCCGAUCUUGAAUGUAUAAAUCGUCCAAGGAAUCUAUUCUGUUUCAUUGCUGGUGAUAUUCGUGUAAAUGAACAGAUACAUUUAACUGUAUUACAUACACUUUAUGUUCGUGAUCAUAAUCGUAUGGCCAUUGAAUUGGGACGUAUUAAUCCACACUGGGAUGAUGAACGUAUCUACCAGGAAACACGUCAUAUAAUGGCUGCUACUGUUCAGCAUAUUGCAUUCAAUGAAUGGCUGCCUAUCGUUAUUGGUGAUACUAUGAUGAAUCGACAUAAUCUUAAACUAGUUGAAGAUGGUGGCUAUUAUAAUGGUUAUGAUCCUCGAUCACAUACAUCACCAUCACAAGCAUUUACCACAUCAGCAUUUCGUUUUGGUCAUACAUUCAUUCAAGGAAAAGUAAUGCGUUUUGAUAAUAACCAUAAAAUGGUUGGACAACAUAGCUUAAGAAAUCUAUUACGACGGCCAUAUAUUGUAUAUCGACCUGGUAUGAUUGAUGAAUUAGCUAUGGGUCUAGUGGAUACACCUGCUCAAAAUUAUGAUUCAUUCAUUACCAAAGAAGUAUCUGGACAUCUAUUUCAAGAAGAGGAUGAUUUUGCUGGUAUGGAUCUGCCAAUGUUGAAUUUAUUACGUGCACGUGAACAAGGUGUAGCUGGUUAUAAUUUUUAUCGUGAAUGGUGUGGUCUUAAACGUGCUGAAUCAUUUGAAGACCUUAUUCCGAUGGUUGGUAAUCGAACGGCACAAUUAUAUAGCGAACUCUAUGCUCAUCCUGAUGAUAUUGAUUUAUGGAGUGGUGGUGUUUCAGAAGUUCCAAUGCCCGAUGCAUUAGUUGGGCCCACAUUCGCCUGUAUUAUUGCUCGGAAUUUUGCUAACAUUCGUAACGGUGAUAGAUUUUGGUAUGAAAAUCCAGGUAUGCCAUCAUCAUUUACACCUGGUCAAUUACAAGAGAUAAAAAAAUCAAGUCAAGCACGAAUAAUUUGUGCUAAUGGUGAUAAUAUAACCACCAUUCAACGAUGGGCAUUACGACGACCACAUGAAAUCUUCAAUCCACGUUUACGAUGUAAUGAAAUUCCUGACCUCGAUCUUAAUUAUUGGCGUGAAAAUCCCAAUAAUGGCCAAUGGAUGAUGAAUGGUUAAUCAUCAUUGCUUAACACACAAACAAAAA
Dermatophagoides farinae (American house dust mite) is the source of this 3450-nucleotide messenger RNA. Its product is annotated as peroxidase. Gene Ontology annotation, biological process: response to oxidative stress. Gene Ontology annotation, molecular function: heme binding; peroxidase activity. The record is from RefSeq and is a predicted model, not a curated record. Lineage: Eukaryota; Metazoa; Arthropoda; Arachnida; Sarcoptiformes; Pyroglyphidae.